CUACUACCAUUACUGCCUGCAUUCUAACCUCAUUUCUUUUGAUAUUCAUUAUUCAUGCCAUCUCUUCUUCUUCUUCAAUCUUCACUUGGAGGAUUCUAUACUCGUAUCCCAUUUCGUUUCUCCUCCGAUGGAAGCAGAGCUCGUCUAGGAGCAAUGGCUACUGGAAGCGUUCGGGAGGUUCUUCCCCCUCCUCUGGAUUCUACCUCCUCUCCACCUCCUCUGUUCGAUGGAACGACGAGGCUGUAUAUAUCUUACACGUGCCCAUAUGCCCAGCGAGUGUGGAUUACUAGGAAUUGCAAGGGAUUGCAGGAGAAGAUACAACUGAUUCCUAUUGAUUUACAGAAUAGGCCUGCUUGGUACAAGGAGAAGGUCUACCCAGUAAAUAAGGUGCCAUCAUUGGAACAUAAUAAUGAAGUUAGAGGAGAGAGUCUCGACUUGAUUAAAUACAUAGACAGUCACUUUGGAGGACCUCCACUUUUUACUAAUGAUCCAGCGAAGAAAGUGUUUGCUGAAGAGUUACUGUCCUACACUGACACAUUCAAUAGAACUGUGAUAACUUCAUUCAAGGAAGAUAUAGGAAAAGAAGUUGAAACUGCACUUGAUUACAUAGAAACUGCUCUUUCCAAAUACAAAGAUGGGCCUUUCUUUCUUGGACAGCUCAGUUUGGUGGACAUAGCCUAUGCUCCAUUUAUUGAAAGAUUUCAGCCCUUCUUGUUGGAAGUAAAGAAGUAUGACAUCACAUCAGGAAGGCCUAAACUAGCAGCGUGGAUAGAGGAGAUGAAUAAGAUUGAUGCUUACACACAAACCCAGCGUGAUCCGCAGGAGCUCAUUGAAAUUUACAAGAAACGAUUCCUGGCCCAUCUCUGAAAAUUAUAAUGGAUUACUUCAAACAAUAUCUUGUCGAUCUUCUUGAUGUUUCAGAGUUUGUUAGCUACAUUUGUAUGUGGUGAUAUUGAUUCAGGGGCAUCUGAUCCAUCUGUCUUCACAUGGAAAAGAUACUAGAAUCAAUAACACAUGUGAUGGUUCUCCUACAUCGAUUGGUUCCUCCAUAUGUUGAACUCCUAACUUCCUUUCUGAAUCCUUCCGAGAACAGCAUAUAUGGGACUAAUUAAUUUUCAACCUUGUCACCCUUGCUCACUUGGGUGUUCAAAAACUCCAAAGUGUUAUAUGAAUUGGCAUGUUUUUACAUUAA
Messenger RNA from Nelumbo nucifera (sacred lotus), 1192 nucleotides. Its product is annotated as glutathione S-transferase L3-like. The record is from RefSeq and is a predicted model, not a curated record. Gene Ontology annotation, biological process: protein glutathionylation. Gene Ontology annotation, molecular function: glutathione transferase activity. Lineage: Eukaryota; Viridiplantae; Streptophyta; Magnoliopsida; Proteales; Nelumbonaceae.